Molecule: messenger RNA, 3708 nt
Organism: Fonsecaea monophora
Lineage: Eukaryota; Fungi; Ascomycota; Eurotiomycetes; Chaetothyriales; Herpotrichiellaceae
Exons: 2
Coding region: 1-3708 (1235 amino acids)
Biological process (GO): Ras protein signal transduction; positive regulation of GTPase activity
Cellular component (GO): plasma membrane
Molecular function (GO): protein binding; guanyl-nucleotide exchange factor activity
Source: RefSeq, a predicted model, not a curated record
AUGUCAACCUCGCGCAGGGGAACACAAGAUUCGACAUCGCAAGGUGCCUCAGCCAAGUCAGGCUCAGUCCUUGCCGCCGCCUUCCAAUAUACCGAACCGAGUCGACCUUCCCACACCACGUCUCGUUCGAGAUCCUCAAGCGUCCAUCACGCGGGCAUGAGCGGCCUCUCGCCACGUCGCCGUGCUCAGCAGGCUGCUAUGAACAGCUAUGUCGCCAGCACUGACCUUCCUCCACCUCCCCCCCCGAUCUUCGUCCGCGCAUUGUACAAUUAUGAAGCCGACGACCACACCAGCUUGAGCUUUCGCCAGGGUGAUAUAAUCCAGGUGUUGACUCAAUUAGAGAGUGGGUGGUGGGAUGGCGUUAUCAAUGAUGUUCGGGGCUGGUUCCCCAGCAAUUACACCGCCGAGAUCACCAAUCUGGAUGAAUUAAAUGAGGCGGGUAUAGGAGGCCACGACGAGAGCGAGACCGGCUCCGGCACCGAGGAAGAUUAUGAUGAAGAGGAAGAAGAUUCGGACGCACAAACUCAAGACGAGGACUCAGAUUUGCCGAUUGAAGGUGCAUCCCAGGCUCAGGAAGAGGCGGCGUUUUGGGUUCCGCAGGCGACCCCAGAUGGACGUUUGUUCUAUUUCAAUACGCUGACCGGCGUCAGUACAAUGGAAUUGCCGUUGGAAACACCAACAAGUUCGGACGAGAGCGGACCGCGUGAUCGAAACAAUUUUCACGUUCCAGAACAAACAAGGCCACCGCCCGAGAUGAUGGCAGGAGGGUACGCGCAGAAUGAAGAAGACUACGAUGGGUCUGCCUCUGAGGCUGACGGUGAACAAUCCUUUUUGUCUUCACGCAAGAAAGGGUCCGGUUCUAUGACUUCUGCCAGCAUCUCAACCUCAACCUCCAUGGACUCACUCAACCUAAGCUCAUCCACACAACUUGGAAGCCAAGCAACCAAUCCAUUCACCAACACGUUUGACUCUCACCUCAACAUGUCGCUGGCAUUGCCUCCCUUGGGGACUAGCUCGACUUCAUUUGCCGUAGGGCUACCGCCGAAACUUUCCAAAUCCCCCACCCCCCGAUUUUUUCUGGACGACGGUGGAGUCGCUGCAGUCACAUGGGAUAGCCUGGUAGAGAAUAUGCGCACCGCCAUCGAGUCCUAUCGUCAUGCAAUUCGUACUCGAGCGCGUGCAGACUAUGUUCGAAGGGCAGAAGACAUCUCAGACCAUCUUCGCUUGCUGUUGGCCGCAGGAUCAGGGACCACCGAUAAUCACUCGGGAAACCCAUCUAUAAUCUCGUCAAACAAGGCCCUAUACCCUCACUUUCGGGAGAUGAUGUCCAAGUUCUCAAAGCUCGUCCUAUCGUCACAUAUCGCCGCCGCCGAUUGGCCAGGGCCUGACGCGUUGACCAAAUGUUUGCAAGAAGCCGAUGGUGUGAUGAAUGGGGUAUAUGGGUACGUAGAGGUGGCCCGACAGCAGAGAGGAGAAGAGAUCCCACGGUUGUUUCCGGGGUUUAUAUUGGGCAGUACUGUUGGAGGAAGCUGGCGGGACAACAACAUUGACUCCCAAACGAAUCUGGAUGAAGUCUCAUUCAUGGAUUCCAAUGAUGAGAUCGGUUGGCGUCCAUCGGAACCACUCGAUGCGAACCUCCUUCGACACAUCGAUGAUUCGAAGAGGGGUUUGUCGGCCGCCAUUCGUCGUCUUGAGGAGGUCCUUGUACUUACCGAGAAGAUUGUCACUCCUGCGAGACUAUCUGCCAUUGGAGAUGCGGUCUGUCAAGGUGCGGGCAUGAUUCUCGAACAAUUUCGGCCGUGGGUCUCCUAUGUUGAGUCUAUCGAUCUCUCUGCGCUAGGGAACGUGUUUCAGAAACCAUCACUGGUGGAUUUUGGAUCUCAGAAGCAAAAGGCCUACGAUUCCAUUGGCGAAUUGGUGGCCACUUGUCAGGCUAUCACUACACCCCUCCCAGAUGAAUGGGCUGAAGUGCGUGGCGAGUCGUUGGAUACCCGGAUUAGCAACGUUCGAACUGUUUGCCAGCAGCUUGACACUCAUGUGGCCAACGUGGGCUACGCAUUGGAACUAUUGCUACCUGCCACCACGCUAAACCCUGCGCUGGCUACUAACAAGCGGGAGAACCGUGUGACCGAUGGAGGUGAAACUUAUCAGACUCACCAUCUUCGAUCCGAUUCGAAGCAUGCAGCAAACUUGCGCCCUGCACUGGCAGAUCUUGGUCAGUCAAAAUCAUACACACUUGGUGAAGAUCCCAUGACAGACAAAUUACGUCGACCCCCCAACAAGGACAAAGCAAGGCAGUUCUUUGGACAGAUACCGCCGGACUUGAAUCCCGUCAAAGCCACCAUUGAACCAAGCUACCCUGUAGACGAAGUCCCAUGGUAUCUGCAACUCGACCACGCGGAUGAAAUUACUUAUGAUACGAAAAACGACCCUCCUCAAGUCAAAAGCGGCACGCUCACUGGACUUGUGGAACAGCUUACUAGACAUGAUCGACCGGAUACGACCUUUACCACGACCUUCUUGCUCACCUAUCGUUCUUUCACCUCCGCGUCAGAGCUCUUUGAGCUUCUGGUAAGGCGAUUCAACCUACAGCCACCUGCCGGCUUGAAUCGUGACGAGUAUUCCAUCUGGGAAGAACACAAGCAGAAGCCAGCAAGAUUUAGAGUCCUGAACAUUCUCAAGUCGUGGCUGGAGCAGUAUUGGAUGGAAGCCGACGAUGGCAAUAGUCAGGCAUUGCUCGAGCGAAUGCUGGCUUUUGCGGACCGUACAUAUACCACGACAAAGAUUCCGCUCGCAAAGGCUCUGACAACCAUUAUCGAACAGCGAUUGAAAGGGGGAGAAGCUUUGUCCAAGAAGCUUGUGUUGACUCUCACGAAUUCCGCUCCGGCUCCUAUUCUGCCCAAGAACAUGAAGAAGCUCAAAUUUCUGGAUAUCGAUCCCAAAGAAUUUGCGCGGCAGCUGACCAUUAUUGAAUCGAAACUCUAUGGCAAGAUCAAGCCUGUUGAAUGUCUGGCCAAGACGUGGGAGAGGAAGAGCAAGUCGGAUAGCAGCAGUGAUACUGCUCCGAACGUGCAAGCUCUCAUCUUACAUUCAAACCAAUUGACUAACUGGGUCUCGGCCAUGAUUCUGGGUCAAUCAGAGGUAAAGAAAAGAGUGGUCAUCAUCAAGCAUUUUGUGCUGAUUGCUGAGCAAUGCCGUGUCCUGAACAAUUUCUCGGCCGUGACAGCCAUAAUUUCAGCUUUGGGUACUGCCCAUAUAGUCCGACUGAGUCGAACCUGGAAUGCUGUUAACCCAAAGACAAACGCAAUCCUCGAGUCGAUGCGCAAUCUGAUAGCAUCUUCGAAGAACUUUGCACUUUAUCGUGAAACACUACGCCAGGCAACUCCGCCAUGUAUCCCCUUUUUGGGUGUUUACCUGACCGACUUGACGUUCAUUGAAGAUGGAAUCCCGUCACUUACCAAGAACACCGAAUUGAUCAAUUUUGCCAAACGGACCAAGACUGCCGAGGUCAUUCGAGACAUCCAGCAGUAUCAAAACGUGCCUUAUAGUCUCCAUCCGGUUCCAGAAUUACAGGAGUGGAUUUCGGACAACAUGAAAAAUGCUGGAGACUCCCAUGAUGACAUGUUCGCCCAGAGUCUCAAGGUCGAGCCUCGCGAGCGAGAAGAAGAGAAAAUCGCGAGGCUACUGUCCGAAUCGGGAUUUCUGUGA